Messenger RNA from Hemisphaericaspora subhashii, 1443 nucleotides. RefSeq lists its product as uncharacterized. The transcript has a single exon. Gene Ontology annotation, cellular component: membrane. NCBI's taxonomy places the organism in Eukaryota, Fungi, Ascomycota, Pichiomycetes, Serinales, Debaryomycetaceae. Gene Ontology annotation, biological process: transmembrane transport. Gene Ontology annotation, molecular function: transmembrane transporter activity. Bases 1 to 1443 code for a protein of 480 amino acids. The record is from RefSeq and is a predicted model, not a curated record.
AUGCAUUUUCUAUAUAGACGGAUCAACGAUCUCAAUCACUAUCUCCCCGAAACAAAUCGUUGGUUUGUCCUUUUGGCAUCGAUCCCAGUUGCCAUUUCCGCAGGAACGAUUUUCGUCUAUUCAAUCUAUGGAACUCAGUUAUCUGACAGAUGUCAUUUAGAAGCAUCGCAAUCAGCAAAUUUAAAUAUUAGUACUACUUUUGGUAGUGCCGUUGGAGCAAUAUUUGGUGGAUAUAUUACCGAUUUGUAUGGAACUCAGAUUCCAAUGUUAAUUAGUUGCAUUUGUCUUACUAUUGGAUAUCAGUUGUUGUAUUGGCAAUAUCAACUUGGAGAAACUAGUAAUGUUUGGAGUUUAAUCUUUGCCAUGUUUUUAGUCGGUGUUGGAUCGGUUUCGGGAUAUUUUAGUGCUAUUAAAGCCGUGACCGUAAACUUCCCCACUAGGAAGGCUACUGCUCAAAGUAUUACUAUUGCAUCAUUUGCUAUCUCAUCUUUAGUAUUUCUGAUUAUCGAUACGAAAAUAUACAAAGGUGAUGCAGGGGCAUUUCUUAAAUUCUUGACAUGGUUUAGUGGAUUGAUGAUCUCGAUCGGAUUUGUGUUUAUUCGAGUGGAAGGUCUUAUUGAUCUUCCUGAAAAGACAACCCAGGGCGGAGAACCUAAUGAGUCAACUUCGCUUCUCGCAGAUUCUGUCCUGCUUGAACUGGCAAGCGAGAUAUCAGAGAAAGGUACACUCAGGACCCAGGGUGUCAAAGAAACUUUCAUACAUCCAAUAUUUUGGUAUCAUUACUUUAUGUUUGCAAUACUUCAGGGGUUGGGUCAGAUGUAUAUCUUUUCCGUUGGGUUUAUUUUAAAAGCAUUACAUUACAGCUUUCAGAAUCGACUGGAAGAAGUUCCUUCAUUAGUUCACUUACAGGCAAUGCAUGUCUCUGUUAUUGCUAUUGCUUCCUUCUUAGGCAGAUUAAGUUCUGGACCUAUCUCCGACUAUUUGAUUAAUAGGCUCAAUAGUCAAAGACAUUGGGUGCUCAUUGUAGGAUUAACAUUGAUGCUUAUUGGACACCUUUUGAAUACUGUCAAUAUUACUAGUUGGCAAUUUCAUUCAGUUCAUUUGUAUAUGGUGGUUGUAUCAGGUAUAAUUGGCUAUUCAUAUGGAUUUAGUUUUGCUAGUUAUCCGGCUAUCAUUUCUGAUAUUUUCAAUUUAAAGCAUUAUUCCUUAAUUUGGGGUGCAACUUAUUCUGCAACCACCUUUGGACUUCUGUUAAUUACAAAGAUUUUUGGAUAUGUAUAUGAUCUGAAUUCAAAUAUUUGGGAUGGAGAGGAAUAUAUUUGUGGUAAAGGUGAAGGGUGUUAUAAGUUGACUUUCCAGAUUACUUCUGGGAUGUGCAUAUUUGUUAUAGUAUUGGUAGUUUUGUAUAUUAAUAGGGCAUACAAUAUCAAGCAACAUAGAUAG